UGGCAUCAGUCUGACACUGUACUGUACAGAAAUGCUCUAAUGGUUCUUCUAGCUCCACCGAAUCAUCUUCCCCUUCUACCAAAACCUCUGAUCAGCGAGUUCCGAAUCCCGACGCUCUCUCAUUCUCACCCCAUGCCUUCUUCCUUCUCUCUCCACCUCUUCUUCUCCUUCCUACUACUACUCCAAAAUCCUCUCUUUUCCACUGCAAAUCUCCAGAAAACCCACCACCUCCUCUCAAAAAUCCUCUACCACCAAAACCAACCAGAACCCAACUCCCCAACCUCUUUUUUCGAAGUCACAAAACCCAUAAAAACCCCCAACAUCAGCCCCUGCUCUUCUCUCAUCCUUCAACAUUCCUUCUCCUACACAUACCAAAAACCGCCCGUAACCGUCCCUUACAACCCUCCCUCCAACUGCCCUUCCCAGACCUUCUCCCAAAUCAUCCUCCAUCUAUCUGUCACCUGCAAAGGCCGGCAAUUCGACCGCAUCUUCGGCAUAUGGCUUGGUGGUGUCGAGAUCCUACGCUCCUGCACUGCAGAGCCCCGGCCCACUGGCAUUGUUUGGACUGUUGAGAAGGACAUCACAAGGUACGCUUCAUUGCUCAAACAUCCCCAGACGGUUUCUGUUUAUCUCGGCAACAUUGUUGACAAGACGUACACUGGAAUCUACCAUGUUAAUCUGACGUUCCUUUUCUAUCCGGCGGAAGUGAAACGAGAUCUAUCGGAGCCAAAUUCAGCGGGUUCAGAUUCUGGGUUUGGUUCUUCCGCCAAUUUGAUACUACCCAUUUCGCGGAAACUCCCUCUGAAUGAUGGGUUGUGGUUUUUGAUUGAGAAUUCGACUGAUGUUCAGUCGAAGGAGUUCAAGAUUCCUAAGAAUGCAUAUAGGGCUGUUCUGGAAGUGUUUGUUUCGUUUCAUUCCAGCGAUGAAUCGUGGUAUGCGAAUCCUCCCGACGAGUAUGUAAUUGUGAAUAAUCUGACGGGAAGUCCUGGAAAUGGGGCUUUUAGGGAGGUCGUCGCUAGUCUCGAUGGGAAGGUGGUUGGUGCGGUUUGGCCGUUUACGGUGAUUUACACUGGAGGAGUCAAUCCCCUUCUUUGGAGACCCAUUACGGGUAUUGGGUCUUUCGAUCUCCCAUCAUAUGACAUUGAAAUCACGCCAUUUUUAGGGAGUAUUUUGGAUGGGAAGAGUCACAGGUUCACGUUUGGUGUCACGGAUGCUUUGAGCGUGUGGUUCGUAGAUGCAAAUUUGCACCUUUGGUUGGAUGGCAAGAGUGCAAAAACAACAGGGCAGCUGAUUAAAUACGAAGCUGCCCCUUUCAGGCCUUCCUUGGUUUCAAAAUUCGAGGGUCUAAAUGGGUCUUUUAUGACUGGUGCGAGUAGGUCGAUAUCAUCAACCGGAUGGGUGAAGUCGUCCCAUGGGAAGAUCACGACCCAUUCAUUCCAGCAGUUUGAUUACACUAACACAAUGGUAUUCAGAGAUGAUGGGAAUGUGCAGAUUGUGAAUCAAACCAUAGAGGCCAAUUACAGUGUGUAUGCCAAGUUCCCAUCUUCGGACGUGUACUCGAUCCAAGUCUUUCAAAGGUUUCCUCUUUAUCUGUAUUCUGAGACCAUUAAUCAAGGUAAUGAUAGUUAUUAUUCCAGUGCGAAUGUCUCGUUGGGAUUUAAGGAGGAGAGGUUUUCUGGCGCUAGAUUUGGUUUCUCAUUCAGCUCUCUCAGAAACUCUCAGGAUGGUAAUGGCUAUAUGCUUGUAAAGGGGAACUUAGUAACAAGUGGGUUGGGGAGUACUCAGCAGAACUACGAAUAUGAUAGCACUGAAGGUUGUUACUUUAGGAAUGUGAGUAGUAGAAACUACACCAUUCUUCACGACGAAUCAGGAGAGCUAUGUACCAAGGAUCACCGUUAGGUUCUGGCUUUGGACUUGGAAGAAGGCAGCCUGUUGAGGCUAGGAGGAUGUCUCAAGCAUCUGAUUUUCAUAAUCGGAAGAAUGGGGAUUAGAUUUAAUGAGGAUUUUCUGGGACCAUUCUUGAAGUUUCAAAGGUGGUUUUGAGGACUAAUGGAUUGCAAUGCAGUAGCAUCUGAAAGUAUGUAAGCAUGGGUCCCUUGAGUUUCAACCUCAUUGUGAAAUCUGAUUUUAUUCAAGUUGAAAUACAUUUUAACAUGUGCAUCAAUUGGUCUUUGUAAUUUUUUUUAGUGGGCAGUUUUCUAUCCUUCA
Molecule: messenger RNA, 2208 nt
Organism: Magnolia sinica
Lineage: Eukaryota; Viridiplantae; Streptophyta; Magnoliopsida; Magnoliales; Magnoliaceae
Product: peptide-N4-(N-acetyl-beta-glucosaminyl)asparagine amidase A-like
Exons: 1
Coding region: 40-1899 (619 amino acids)
Cellular component (GO): vacuole
Source: RefSeq, a predicted model, not a curated record